Phymastichus coffea is the source of this 708-nucleotide messenger RNA. RefSeq names its product venom serine protease Bi-VSP-like. Gene Ontology annotation, molecular function: serine-type endopeptidase activity. Gene Ontology annotation, biological process: proteolysis. The record is from RefSeq and is a predicted model, not a curated record. Bases 1 to 708 code for a protein of 235 amino acids. NCBI's taxonomy places the organism in Eukaryota, Metazoa, Arthropoda, Insecta, Hymenoptera, Eulophidae. The transcript is spliced from 4 exons.
AUGUUAGAAAUAACCGCUCUUAGUUUAGAAUAUAAGAUCAGCGGUACUGGCAAGUUGAUAAAGCCCUCGAAAGUUAUUGCUGGAACCGUUGAUUUGACCAAGUGGGAAUCAGCUCUAGUUAUUGACGUCUCUAAAGCUUACAUUCCUUCUACUUUCAAGUUGAGCAAAGGGCAAUUUAACAUUGACGAUGUUGCCAUAUUGGAGUUGAAGGAAAUCCUACGUCUCGACGAGAAUAGCGACAAAGUGAAAAAAUUAGAAUUACCUAAAUUAAUUAAUGGUGCAUAUUCCAAUUACGAAAAUUUUACAGUAAUGGCAGGUGGGUUUGGAGCUAGGUAUCUGCAUAGAUUGCAAGAUGACGACGGUAAUGAUAUAUUUAAUGGGUAUUCGCUAUACGAAUUGCAAGUUGCUAAAUCAAAAAUCGUCGGAAAUGAGAGAUGUAAAAUGCAAGGCUAUGGAAAUAUCGUGAAAGACAGUCACAUUUGCGUAAAAGUUAUUGAAACUCUUAGGCAUGCAGGCCCUUGCAUUGGUGACAAAGGUAGUCCUGUGAUUUUAGACAAUAAAACAGUUGUCGGAGUGCUUAGCACCUAUGAUGUUUCAUGCGAUACUGAUGCUUAUCCGUCCAUCUACACGAGAGUCUCCUCUUAUCUAGGGUUCAUCGAGAAUGUCAAAAGCGGAAACUUAUCUGGUGUUAAGACUUAUGAAGCUUAA